Molecule: messenger RNA, 847 nt
Organism: Daucus carota subsp. sativus
Lineage: Eukaryota; Viridiplantae; Streptophyta; Magnoliopsida; Apiales; Apiaceae
Product: protein C2-DOMAIN ABA-RELATED 11
Exons: 4
Coding region: 193-693 (166 amino acids)
Source: RefSeq, a predicted model, not a curated record
GUUUCACUUUAUGUACUAUUCUUAACUCUCAUUACAGACUAGAAACUUAUAAAUGAAACAAUUAGCAACUCAAGUUAAUCACAGACACAAAAUAUAGCUGAAAUCAGGUUGUCUUGAUCUCAAAACACAUUAAUCUUCUUGUUGCUACUUCAGGUAAAUUUGUGUGCAUUUGGUGCUUGUGGAUAGUAGAUUAUGGAGGAACUUUCGGGACAAUUGUUGAAAGUGGUGGUUGUGCGAGGAAAAAGAUUGGUGAUUCGUGACUUUAAAUCCAGUGAUCCUUAUGUUGUUCUUAAGCUGGGAAAUCAGACAGUAAAAACCAAGGUCAUCAACAGCUGUCUAAAUCCUGUGUGGAAUGAGGAACUGACGCUUAAGCUCACAGAACCUGCUGGAGUUCUAAACUUGGAAGUAUAUGACAAAGAUCGUUUCAAGGCUGAUGACAAGAUGGGGCAUGCUCAUGUUAGCCUCCAACCAUUUGUGAGUGCUGCUCGACUGAGGCAGAUACUAGGGGUUUCUACCGAAGGGGAGACUCUGAGAAAGGUCAUCCCAGACGGUGACAAUUGUCUAGCAGCUGAAAGCUGCAUAAAUUUUAAAGAUGGCGAGGUUGUGCAGGAUGUUUGGCUGAGGCUCUCUGGAGUCGAGUCUGGAGAGAUCGAGCUGAAGAUCAAGUGUAAAAAUCUUCAUGUUCGAGCAUAGAUUUAGAGGGAUAUCAAUGCUAAUGAAUCAAGGAAAUGUUAGAGUGUUCUACUUUUGACUUGCCGAGGUAGGAGUUAGAAUGUAAUAUAUGUAAUGCAAACUUGCAACCUGUGAUAAUUUGUUACAUCAAUAACAUUCCCAUGCUUAUGAAUUA